Messenger RNA from Notodromas monacha, 449 nucleotides. The record is from the annotation of a GenBank genome assembly. Lineage: Eukaryota; Metazoa; Arthropoda; Ostracoda; Podocopida; Cyprididae.
AGAAGAAGGUCGAGAAAGAGGAGAAGAAGAAGGAAGACGGCAAGGAGAAGAAAGAGGAGAAGAAGAAGGAAGAGGUUAAGAAGGAACCCGCACCACCGAAGCCGACUGUCCACAAGGCCGAUUUCAAGAAAGAUAUCGUGUACUUGUACCAGUUUAGCAGAACUCCGGUGAUCCCCUCCACGUCUCCAUUUUGCCUGAAGGUCGAGACAUGGCUUAGGAUGAACCAGAUCCCGUAUGAGAAUGUGGACCACAAAAUGUCGUUGCGCAGCAAGCGAGGACAAUUGCCUUUCGUCGAGUUGAACGGAGAGGAAAUCGCGGAUUCGGAGAUCAUCAUUGAGGAAUUGGCGAAGCGGUUCGGCAAGAACUUGGACGACAAAUUGACCGCCGAGCAACGAUGCUUGUCUCUCACGACCAUUUCGAUGAUCGAGAACGAACUUUUCUGUUGCUGA